GCCGCGAUAUCGGAUCAGCACUAAUUGAUUGGGGAUCAAAAUCCAGUGAUCAUCACAAUUUCAGCCAUAAUCAUCCCGGCUAGAUUUCAAAUCACAAUCAACUCAACUCUUGUAAUUGUGAUUUUUCGUAGCGAGAUUAGAAGAAGAUGGAAGGAUCACCAAAUAAGUCAAACCCCGAGGGAAUUUCUGGUGCUCGAAACGAGGCAGCUCUCCUGACUUUGAUGGAGCGCACCGGCUACCACAUCGUUCAGGAGAAUGGGCAGCGUAAAUAUGGAGGACCUCCCCCGGGCUGGGAAGGCACGCAACCAAGCCGGGGUUGCGAAGUCUUCGUUGGAAAAAUCCCCCGAGAUUUAUUCGAGGAUGAACUUGUUCCCGUCUUCAUGAAAAUUGGAAAAAUCUACGAAUUACGUUUGAUGAUGGACUUUAGCGGCAGCAAUCGCGGAUAUGCUUUCGUGAUGUACACCAAUCGAGAAGAUGGAAAGAAAGCGGUGAAACAGCUCAACAAUUAUGAGAUCCGAAAGGGGCGAUAUUUGGGAGUUUGCCCAUCUGUCGACAAUUGCCGGUUGUUCGUUGGCGGCAUCCCCAAGAACAAGAAACAAGAAGAAAUCCUUGCCGAGAUGGCUAAAGUGACGGAGCAAGUCGUCGACGUUAUCGUAUACCCAUCCGUCAACGACAAGGCGAAAAAUCGUGGAUUUGCCUUCGUCGAAUACGAGAAUCAUCGUGCUGCAGCCAUGGCUCGACGCAAGCUCAUCCCUGGACGAAUUCAACUCUGGGGACAUCAGAUUAUGGUAGACUGGGCCGAGCCAGAGCAAGAUGUCGAUGAAGACGUCAUGAGAUCGAUCUAG
Messenger RNA from Lytechinus pictus (painted urchin), 845 nucleotides. Its product is annotated as RNA-binding protein 47-like. Lineage: Eukaryota; Metazoa; Echinodermata; Echinoidea; Temnopleuroida; Toxopneustidae. Gene Ontology annotation, molecular function: mRNA binding. The record is from RefSeq and is a predicted model, not a curated record. Bases 147 to 845 code for a protein of 232 amino acids. Gene Ontology annotation, cellular component: nucleus. The transcript is spliced from 2 exons.